UGUAUAGAAUCACCAAGGAGAACGCUAUAGGUUCCGUACAACCCAUUCAUUUGCAGUGCCAAAGAGAGAAGGAGAAGAAGAAAAAAGAAAAAUGGCGGAAAAAGCAUGGAAAAACGAAGAAUCCGAAAAUGAGAAACAAAAUAGUAUCAGUGUGGUUGGUAUGCAAUUUGCAUACGAAGGACAAUCUCCUCUCUUCUACGGUUUCAAUCUCAAUACCCUUCCAGGAUCUCGCUACCUUCUUGUCGGGGCUAAUGGAUCUGGAAAGACCACUUUGCUGAGGAUUCUGGCGGGUAAGCAUAUGGUAGGAGGAAGAGAUGUAGUGCAAGUGCUAAAUCGUUCGGCUUUUCAUGACACUCAAUUGGUUUGCAGUGGUGAAUUGGCCUAUUUAGGCGGUUCUUGGAGUAAAACUGUUGGAUCUGCUGGAGAGAUUCCACUCCAGGGAGACUUCUCUGCAGAACAAAUGAUAUUUGGAGUUGAAGGGAUUGAUCCUGCUAGGAGAGAAAAGUUAAUUGAUUUGCUUGAUAUUGAUCUUCAAUGGCGUAUGCAUAAGGUAUCUGAUGGACAACGGCGUCGAGUCCAGAUCUGUAUGGGUCUUCUUGUUCCAUUUAAGGUUCUUUUACUAGAUGAGGUCACAGUUGACUUGGAUGUUGUUGCCAGGAUAGAUUUGCUAGAGUUCUUCAAGCAAGAAUGUGAACAGAGAGGUGCUACAAUUGUAUAUGCAACUCAUAUUUUUGAUGGAUUGGAAACAUGGGCAACACAUUUAGCCUACAUUCAGGAUGGUGAACUGAGGAGGGCCAAGAAGUUAACAGAAGUUAGUGAGUUGAGAAGUUCUGCCAAUCUGCUCUCAGUCGUCGAGUCCUGGCUCCGCUCUGAAACAAAGAGCGAGAAAGAGAAACCAACUAACCCUCCUCCUGAAAAGCAAAAGACCUCUCCCUUUGGUGCUUCUCCUUUUAUGUCAUCCAGACACAUGGCCUACUAUCGCUAAUUUCUCCAGUUUCAAAUUCCAAGCCAAAUGUGCAAGAAAAUUGGGGAAGAGUACAGUGAAUCAUACUUUCAAAUGAUGGAAAACGCAAAGACACCAAGAGGCCAGGACUUCAUGAGAAAAUUGGGAAAACUUAUUGACGCCUGAUUGUAUGCUAGAUUAUUCAAACUUCAAAUGAUGCAGAAAUUCUCUUUCCAGUAGCUGUCUGCAGAAAUGGGGAUAACGUAUCGCAGAUAAGGCUUAACUGCUGGCUUUUGGUUUGGUGGUAGAAAUGGUAAAGAAAUAAUUAUGUACCCUCAGCAAAUGUAGUUUGUAACCAAUUACCAUGUUAUUCUUGUUGGACAGGUUUUAUGCCAAUGUUGUAUUCUACAAUGUUAGCAAAAUCUUUUCCACUACAUAAUUAGAUCUCCAUUAUGUGAUUAGUAA
Molecule: messenger RNA, 1408 nt
Organism: Jatropha curcas
Lineage: Eukaryota; Viridiplantae; Streptophyta; Magnoliopsida; Malpighiales; Euphorbiaceae
Gene: ABCI19
Product: P-loop containing nucleoside triphosphate hydrolases superfamily protein
Molecular function (GO): ATP hydrolysis activity; ATP binding
Source: RefSeq, a predicted model, not a curated record